Manihot esculenta (cassava) is the source of this 1943-nucleotide messenger RNA. RefSeq names its product putative ABC1 protein At2g40090. The record is from RefSeq and is a predicted model, not a curated record. Gene Ontology annotation, biological process: lipid homeostasis; mitochondrion organization. Bases 72 to 1700 code for a protein of 542 amino acids. NCBI's taxonomy places the organism in Eukaryota, Viridiplantae, Streptophyta, Magnoliopsida, Malpighiales, Euphorbiaceae. The transcript has 12 exons. Gene Ontology annotation, cellular component: mitochondrial inner membrane.
AAGCACCCGGAGUGGAGGGAGUUAGUUGCGCUUGCUUGUAUUUACCGCGUCUUCAGAAAAUUAGAGGGAGAAUGGCCACGCGAUCUCUAUGGCGCAGCCGGGCGAAGCUCGCGAUUGCAGCUUCUGCGAUUUUCACUGGUAGUGCUGCAGCUACCAUCGCCACUUCCGAAGAUCCAGCGACUACUCUGAAGCUCUGCACCACUGUCCCUGUCCGCCUCGCUCGCGAUACCAUAACUGCCGCUUCCAUUGUCUUUGAUUAUCAAUAUUCAUUGUGGGGACUACCAGAAGGAAGUGUGGAGAGGUCUAAAGUCAAACAUAAGGUUCACCUAAGGUCCGCACAUAAACUUCAGGAACUAUGUUUCAAAAAUGGGGGAAUAUAUAUCAAGCUUGGUCAACACAUUGGACAACUGGAAUAUUUAGUUCCCCAGGAGUAUGUCCAGACAAUGAGGGAGUCAAUGUUGAACAAAUGUCCAGUUUCUUCAUAUGAUCAAGUGUGUGAAGUAUUCAAGCAAGAGCUUGGAGAAACCCCAGAUAAAAUUUUUAAUGAAUUUGACCCUGUUCCAAUAGCAAGUGCAUCACUAGCUCAAGUUCAUGUUGCUCGGACAACUAAUGGCCAAAAAGUUGCUGUGAAGGUUCAGCACAUUCACAUGACAGAUACUGCAGCUGCAGAUCGUGCUGGUGUGGAAUUGAUUGUGAAUACCCUACAUUGGUUUUUCCCUUCGUUUGAUUACAGAUGGUUGGUUGCUGAAAUACGUGAAAGUUUACCCAAGGAGCUGGAUUUUUUGGUUGAGGCCAGGAAUAGUGAGAAAUGUUUGGAAAAUUUUCAGAAGCUAUCUCCUCACAUUGCAGACUAUGUCUAUGCACCAAAAGUUCAUUGGAAUUUGAGUACUUCAAAGUUGUUAACAAUGGAAUUUAUGGAUGCUGCCCAAGUGAAUGAUGUGAAGGCCAUUGAAAGACUUGGAAUUCAACCUACUGAAGUUGCAAAAUUAGUUAGUCAAGCUUUUGCAGAGAUGAUGUUCAAACAUGGUUUUGUUCACUGUGACCCUCAUGCUGCUAACUUGUUAGUUCGCCCUUUGCCUUCUGGUAAAAGGAGCCUUUUAGGCAAGAGAAAACCACAAUUAAUUCUCUUGGACCAUGGACUGUAUAAAGAACUUGACUUCAAUACUAGAUAUAAUUAUGCUUCGCUUUGGAAGGCAUUGAUACUUGCUGAUGCCAAGUCAAUAAAGGAAAAUAGUGUUAAACUGGGUGCUGGAGAGGAUCUAUAUGCACUAUUUGCAGGAAUUCUUACUAUGAAGCCCUGGAAUAGGGUUGUUGAUCCAGCUCUUGAUCAUUUAGUCAUACAAGGCAAUGACAGUGAGCGCUCAGAAUUGCAGAUGUAUGCAUCUCAGUAUUUCUCUCAAAUCUCAGAACUCCUUAGGAGGCUACCACGUGUGAUUUUGCUAAUGCUAAAGACAAAUGAUUGUCUACGAGCAGUGAAUAAUUCCCUGUUGCAGGGAUCUUCUCUUGAGACAUUUUUCAUUAUUGGGAAAAUUUCUUCCAAGGCAGUUCUUGAGGCAAAGAAGUUACAAAGGAAAUCCUUAUUAUGUCAGGUACAAGUAUGGCUGGAAGAAUUAUUGCUGGAGGCUCGACUUUUGGGUAUGCAUAUAGCAUUGUGGCUUUUACAACUCAGGAGAGCUUUGACUGGUUUAACCUACAAGUAACUAUAACAUAUUUUCAAGGACCGAGCUUAUUUUACCAUUUUUUUCCCCACCAUACGAGCGCCUAUUCUUUGUCUCCAUACAUGAAUGCAAUAGCCUGCAGGCGUUGUUUUGGACAGAGGUUGAAACGUUGAUAUUUUUUUUUGGUGGGAUUGGGCAGUGAAAGGGAACAUAUGAAUGUUUGUAUUACUUCUUUUCCCUUUGUUGAUUACUAGCUAUCAGUAGUAGCUUAAUUAUUUGUUGUUC